CUAAUAUUUCUUGCAAGCUCUCGCCCUCCUAUUUGAACAGGAUUUGGAAAUUAUUUUGCAGGCGCUGAAGACGGCGUCGAGUAACUUGCGCGACAGAUCAGAUUCGAUGACAACAGCAAUUAACGGGAACGUGCAGUCGGUAGGUGCGUAGUCUGGACAAAUGCGCUCUGGCUUACCCCGGUUAGUUUUUUGCAGAGAUGCACAGUUUUCUUCAGGAGGUACAGGAUCUCGGUCGCACAAACCACGCCGAAACCACAACAGAGUUACGUAGGAUACUGGCUGACAUCGGACGUGAGCAUUCGGAAGCGUUUGUUGCUCUCGUGCCAUCGGUGCGAUCAUCCAUCAUCUCGGAGCUGAACACAGCUCUUGGUAUCAUCAAACAUGAGAGCCUCAGGAACUUGGACGUGGCGGAUCAUGUUCAUUUCCAACUAGACAUUCUCGCUGAUGGCAUUGGUGUGUUGCAGAACUCGGCCCAGGAGCUGAUUGGCUUAGUAUCAGACGCCUCCGGAUCAAUGGAGUUGUUCGUCUCGCAAGCCCGAGAUACUCGCGUACUCCAGGAGGAUAUUCAUUCGUCCACGCUCCGUUUGAUGGAUGCUGUGCACCAACUUACCCAAACGACGCACGAUGAACUGGAAUCGAUCAACCAGACUACGACGGUACUAAUGCAAAAUCUGCAAAGAGGACAUGACACUGCAGAUUGGUGGAGGUCCGUACUUGUCUCUGCUGUCCAGCUUUUUCUCCCUGGUUCGUCGUUGUCGCCCUCCAUUCUGCCCCUUCUAAGAAGCUCGCCUUCUUAGGAGUAUUGCCGAUUGGUUCGACAACCACGUGGCCACUGGAUCUUCUCUUCAAUGUUAUCGACGGCGUGUGGCGAGUUCUCUGCUUCUCUGUUUCCAUGUUUACGA
This is a messenger RNA of Pisolithus orientalis, 902 nucleotides long. RefSeq lists its product as uncharacterized. The coding region runs from base 198 to 797 and encodes 199 amino acids. The record is from RefSeq and is a predicted model, not a curated record. NCBI's taxonomy places the organism in Eukaryota, Fungi, Basidiomycota, Agaricomycetes, Boletales, Pisolithaceae. The transcript has 6 exons.